This is a messenger RNA of Amorphotheca resinae ATCC 22711, 2682 nucleotides long. RefSeq lists its product as hypothetical. Bases 1 to 2682 code for a protein of 893 amino acids. The record is from RefSeq and is a predicted model, not a curated record. The transcript is spliced from 2 exons. Lineage: Eukaryota; Fungi; Ascomycota; Leotiomycetes; Helotiales; Amorphothecaceae.
AUGCGAUCUCCGCGAGCCGUCAUAAUCGUUGCUUUCUUCAUAACAGUUCUAUUCCUGACAUUCCUUUCUCUGCGAUCUUCCCAUCCGCCGAAGAAAGCAACAGUCGCAUCGCCAGCACACAAGACCCGUCUACAGUCAUUCUUCUCCUUUCGAGCGCCCUUCUCUCUCUUUCCACCGAAUGCCAUCAUCACCCUCACACACGAAAACUCGACCGCUUUCUUAGCACGACCUGCAGCGUUUGGCCCAUCGUUACCCCAGGAGGGUUUGAGUGGGCAGCUAUGGAUUGGAAGUGGCUUCGGCGAUGAUAGCAUACGGGAAGGGACUGCUGCUGCUGGCGCUGUGGGCGAGCUAGGCUGUAGUGACGUACCUGGGUGGGUUGAUGAUUAUGCGAAGAAGCCAGGUACUGCAAAAUCUGAUGGAGUGAAAUCUGGAGUGGAUAAGUCUGCGACGACUGCAGCUAAAUCCCGCAAGAGAGGCAGUGAUGGAGAUGGUCCGUUCGAUGACCGGACGGCUACAUCAGAGGACUCCCCGCGCAAGAAGAAGGAUGGCUCAGAGCCUUCUAUUGACGAUGGCACUGACGAUUACCUCCAUCAUCCUUUACCAGGUUCCCGUGUAUCCAAACCUACCGACCCGCAACCGGCUGAUGCUAAUGGAAACCAUGCCGAUAUUCAGUCAAUACAAGAGGGCGCGGAGAUUGCUGGGAAGAUUGUUCUUUUGAGCCGUGGUGGAUGCGGCUUCUUGGAAAAGGUCAAAUGGGCCCAGCGUAGAGGCGCAAUUUCCCUGAUCGUUGGUGAUGAUACCAAGGGAGGACCUCUGAUACAAAUGUACGCCCGGGGGGAUACCUCAAAUGUCACCAUCCCAUCCAUCUUUACCUCACGGACUACUGCCCAUCUUCUAUCGUCUCUAGUGGGAUCUGGAAAUUUCAUCGAGGAUUCAGUUGAUGAGAAGGGUAACCCGACCUUGAAGGUCCUGCACACCGACAAGCCGAAAAAGGCUGGGAAGAACCCGAAUUUAAAACCUACUUUUACACAGACAACGACAACGACCAAAGCAACUUCGACAUCGCGGCCGGCUUCAAAGGCCCCCAAAAAGGGUUCUACGCCGACCAAAAAAGAAUCUACCGUUAUGACCACGGAGCGACCUGGCUGGUUCAAGUCUCUAUUUUUCGGGUCUAAAAAGGGCAAUUCUGAAGCCGAUAGCAGUCGUCCUCCAAGCAGUGGUCAGCUGGACUGGGUUCUCGUGGACGAUUGGAAGGACGAUGAUAGUACUAAUACGGAGAAGGUCUCUUCGGCAAAGUCCAAACAGAAUACUGAUACUGGAGCCAAAAAUACCAAAACUGGUGAUGAUUUUGUUAUUGGUGUUCAAGACUGGCGCGACCCCGACUUGGUUGGUUCAUCAAGCUCAAAGGAUUCCGAGAAAGGCAAUGCUGCCGAGAAGUCGGAUACCACGAAGAUGAGGAAUACCAAUUCCCACCCUGCAAAAUCCGGGAAGAAACACAUCGGCGGAGCUCUUCAAGAUAUACCCGAGUAUAUUCCAAAGCUUAGAGGCGGAAGCACUACACCUGGGAGUGGUGAAUAUAGUGCAGAGAUCGAAUCUGAAUCAGAGAAGCCUAACACACAAGGGGAACAGAAAGAUUCGGCGAAUGAAGGAAAAUCGAAGGGGCUGUUAACAGCUAUUUUUGGAGAUGACGAAGAGGAUAUCGAAUUCAUACCCACUGGAUCAAGCAGCACUACACAUAAUGUCGCUGAAGCGGCUAGUGAGGACAAUGACAACGACGGAGAAUACGAUGGCCUAUGGGUCACGUUAACACCAACCAAUGGAGCCAGCCCCUUCCUGGACACGCUCUUGGUCCUGGUCGUCAGUCCUCUAGUCACUCUAACUGUGGUAUAUGCACUUCUUCUCGUGAGAUCUAGAAUACGGAGACGUCGCUGGCGAGCACCAAAGUCUGUCGUCGACAGACUACCAGUGCGAACCUACCAGACUAUCACCACGCCUGGUCACCAGUCUCCAAGAUUACCAAGUCCUACGAGUACUUCUGCAACCACCCCUCUCCUUCAGCAAUCGCCAUCAGCUAGGCCUCGACCACGGUCGAGGACAACGACUGGUAUCCCAGAACACGGAGGCCCCGUUCAAGUCAACUCUAGUCCGCUGCAAAUGCCCUCAUCUCCAGCGCGCUCUCAGGAACAUGAGAAAUCUUCCAAUGUUUCCCCUGAAUGGAAAAGGUACAUGGGCAAACAAGUGGAGUGCGUCGUGUGCCUAGAAGAGUAUAUCGAUGGUGUUAGUCAAGUCAUGAGUUUACCUUGUGGCCAUGAAUUCCAUGUGAACUGCAUAACACCAUGGUUAACAACGCGUCGACGAACAUGUCCGAUUUGCAAAGGCGAUGUUGUCCGUUCUCUAGCUCGCGGUUCCUCUUCCAGUCCUCGUUACGAGCCGUAUAUUGACGACAGUGAUGAUGAUGGCCAAGCCCAAGCCUCCGAAACAGCCAAUGAGUCCUCCUCAUCUGGAAUUCUAGGCGACGUAUCUGAUGAAAAUAAUGGUGAUCUUGAGCAAGGCACCGCCUCAUCUGAUUCAAGUCGCCGUGGUGGAGCAGACCCUUCCGUGAGCUGGAGAAGCCUGUUAACCAGCAGUCUCGGAUCUACUUCUAGACGGCCACAUUCGUCCCAGGAAGAACGAAGUCGAUGA